UCUGGCUCUCCAUCCCCAUCUCUUCUCUGUGCUCGAGAGCCCAAAAUCACUCGGAAAAAUAAACGCAGAAUGAUAACCAGAUUCUCCGCGGUAGGUUUUGCCGUAUUAUUUUUGCUGUCACAACAAGAAUCCACAUGUUUCAGCACCACACAAACAGCUCCGAAGCUAUCAGAAUUCAGCCUGAAGCUUCACCAAAAGCUCAUCGCUGCAGCGGCUUCGCCUGAAACCAAGAUUACGAAAGGGAAGACGAGAGUGGUGUACCCGGCGGAGUACGGCGGAGAUCCGACGGGAGAAGAGGAGAGCAGCGAAGCGUUCGAGAAGGCUCUGGAAGAGGCAUUUGCGAUGGCGACGGAGGGACGCGAAUUGGUGAGAGGAGUGAGGGAUUUGGGAGGAGUGGUUAUUGAUUUGGAAGGAGGAAGCUACCGAAUCGGCAAACCAAUUUCGUUUCCUUCUUCUGGCGGUGGCAAUCUUGUGGUAAAAAGUGGAAGCUUGAGAGCAGCUGAAACUUUUCCAAGUGACAGGUAUCUGGUCGAGUUAUCCUCAUCAAACUCUUCACAACUUGAUAAUUUAGUGGAAUCCUUGCAUGUCGAUGGCAUCUCUGGCAAGAAAGCUCAAAAUGAUGUGAUUCACUAUGAAGACAUAAGCUUUCGAGACAUCCUUUUCGACUCGAGCUACCGAGGUGGAGGCAUUUCAAUUGCUGAUUCUGCUAGAAUCCGAAUCAAUAGCUGUUUCUUUCUUCACUUCACGACAGAAGGGAUUCUAGUCCAACGAGGCCAUGAAACCUUUAUCUCGAGUUGCUUUCUUGGACAACACUCCACAGUUGGUGGAGACAUAGGUGAGAAAGACUACUCAGGAACCGCCAUUGAUCUUGCUAGUAAUGACAAUGCAAUCACAGAUGUUGUAAUUUUCUCGGCAGCCAUUGGGAUUACACUUAGAGGCCAAGCUAAUAUGAUUACUGGAGUCCAUUGUUAUAACAAAGCGACAUCUUUUGGAGGCAUAGGCAUAUUGGUGAAACUAGCUGGAAAUUCACAAACUAGAAUUGAUAAUUGUUACUUGGAUUAUACAGGCAUAGUCAUGGAAGACCCAGUUCAAGUUCAUGUCACAAAUGGGUUAUUCUUAGGAGAUGCCAAUAUUGUGUUAAAGUCAAUUAAAGGUCAAGUCCUGGGGUUAAAUAUAGUGAAUAAUAUGUUUAGUGGGGAUCCCAAUAAGAAGGUUCCGAUUGUGAAUUUAGAUGGGCAAUUUGGUGAUAUUGAUCAAGUGGUGAUUGAUCAGAACAAUGUGAAUGGAAUGGGGUUGAGAUCAACGAUCGGGAAGUUAACAGUAGGGGGCAAUGGAACCAAAUGGAUUGCUGAUUUUUCGGGUGUGUUGGUAUUUCCUAACCGGAUUAGUUUUUUUCAGUAUUCAUUUUAUGCUCAAGAGCCUAAAUUUGUGGCACAUUGUGUGACCAAUGUGUCAGAUAAUGUGGUGGUUGUAGAGACGAAUGAAGCAGUUAAAGGGUUGGUAUCUUUUAGUGUUGAGCAAUGAAAAGGCAUAAACUUGAUGCAGUAUUUACUAUACAUCAUUGUAAUUAUUACUAAUAUGUUCCUAUUUAUAAG
Messenger RNA from Neltuma alba, 1595 nucleotides. RefSeq names its product polygalacturonase QRT3-like. NCBI's taxonomy places the organism in Eukaryota, Viridiplantae, Streptophyta, Magnoliopsida, Fabales, Fabaceae. The record is from RefSeq and is a predicted model, not a curated record. Bases 70 to 1524 code for a protein of 484 amino acids. The transcript is spliced from 3 exons. Gene Ontology annotation, molecular function: polygalacturonase activity.